AUGUAUUUUGUUAUGAAGGAACCAGACCAUGUUAAUGAAAAAGAUUGUGUUGGUGAUAAGCAUGUUGGAAAUUUGGAAUCUGAAUUUGUUGCUGUAAAGCUUUUUAGUGGGAAAGGAGUUGGUAAUCAGGCACUUGUGAAGGUUGCUGAUAAGAGUAAGAUUGCUGAAGAUGGGGUUGGACAUGUUCUAUCCAAUACGGGUGCUGAAAAGGUUAUUUGUGGUGUUGAAGAAGUUACAAAUAUGGGAUUGGGAAAUUGCCUUCUGAAACCUUUGUUGACAAGGUUGUUUGUGAUAUAUAUUUACCUUUUUUUACAGGGAGAUGGUCAGACUAUUCCUAUAUGUGUUGAUGAUGCUUUAAUUAAAUCAAAAGAUUGUGAAAGUGAUGCUGAGAAGGAUUUUUGUGGUGAUAAAGUGGUGGGAAAUCCUGAGUUAGCGGAAGAUAUUGAUGGUUUUGGUUUUGUUAUCACUUCUGAAAUGUUUGAUGAAUGUCUAAAGGUUGUUGAUGAGAAGAUUCGCUCUGAUGCAUUUGCAGCAGCACAAAAGGCUAAAGUUAAGGAUGCAUCAGUUAAUAAAAGACAUGGUUGUCCAAAACCUCUUGGUUGGGAAGUUGGAAAAUUGUCUCCUAUCCAGGAGCAUGUUGUUGUAUCUACUCCGUCGCUUGAUGCAAUUACUGACGGGUUGCCUCCAACACAGCCUGAGGAUGUGGAUCCAACAAUGUCAGACCCUCUUGUUAUGCCUCACUUUUACAACAAUGAAAUGGCUGUUGAUCCGUUAGUUUCAGAUCCUGAUGUGAAUCCUCAUGUCGUCAGCUUUCGGACGGUUAGAGUUUUUCAAUCGAGCGAUUCCGAUGCUACAAUUACAAUGUUGACUUGUGACGUCUCUGGUGAUCUUAUCAAUGACAACAUAAAUCAAGAUGUUCCAACGGAUAAGGUUGAUGCCAUUGUCAAAAAAAUUGAUAAGAUUCCAAGUGUUAGCAAGACUAAGGUGUUGUCCCGAAGGAAGAAAAAGGUUACUGGUACAUGUCCAUUUGAAGAUGACUUUUGGCUGGAAUAUGAUAUUAAUGCAACUGAUUUUCAUAAGUGGUUGUUAACUGGGUUGUUGGCUUGUCCUAAGAAUUCCGAUGCUGGAUUGUCAUAUUAUCAUUAUACAUCAGCUGUUCUUAAACCUUUCUUCGACUUCAAUGUUGUCAAUGUGGAAUAUAAAGACUGGUUUUACAAGUUGGACAGAUCCCUUGUGAUUGAUGCUGUUGUUGGCGAGGCAGUGAUUUGUUAUAGGAUUAUGUUUUCUAGAUUUCUAAAUUUGAUUUGUGCCUCCAAAGAUAAAGAUUCAGUGGGGACUUUAGGUCCUUAUGUGGGAUUUGGUGGUGGUGAUCCGCUUUCUAUCUCUAUGGUUGAUGGGCUUCCACUUCAAGAGGAGGAAGGUGAUUGUGGUGUAUUUGUUGCUUGCUAUGCCGAGAGUUUUAUAAGAGGUAUGCGUGUGCCUCCGGUGCCUUUUGAUGUGGGGUUGCAUAGGAAGAGAUAUGCUUUUUCGUUGUACAAGCAUGGAAGGAAGAAGUUAUUGUCUGGUUAUAAAAGCGAAGAUGCACCUGUUGGAUCGUAG
Striga asiatica is the source of this 1599-nucleotide messenger RNA. The record is from the annotation of a GenBank genome assembly. Lineage: Eukaryota; Viridiplantae; Streptophyta; Magnoliopsida; Lamiales; Orobanchaceae.